Messenger RNA from Closterium sp. Naga37s-1, 858 nucleotides. NCBI's taxonomy places the organism in Eukaryota, Viridiplantae, Streptophyta, Zygnematophyceae, Desmidiales, Closteriaceae. The record is from the annotation of a GenBank genome assembly.
AUGCUUGUCAGUUUUCCAUAUCUCUUACUAAUCAUUUGCCCGCCCUCUCCUCCAGCCCACAUCCUCGCUUGCACGCCUACAGGCCGGCACACGCCAUACGUGGGGAGCAGCAGCGACGGGAGCAACGACGGGCGAGGCAGCGAGGGGGAGGCAGCGAGCGGGAGGCAGCGAGGGGGAGGCAGCGAGGGGGGGGCAGCGACGGCUCUGCGCAGCGCGCUCUUACUCGAGGUGCCAUCUCUCCUCGUCGAGGUGCCUUCUUUCCUCGUCGAGGUGCCUUCUCUCCUAGUCGUGGUGGGAGUGUCAUACAACGCCGCGGCCAACGAGAUCACUGGACCGCUGCUCCUGAACACUGCUGCUCAACGCCUGCCGCCGAACGACUCCUGCCCAACGGCUGCUGCCGAACGACUCCUGCCGAUCGACUGCUUGCCAUCGGCUGCUGCCGAACGACUGACGCCAGGAGGAAUGGCGCCACUGCUGCCGCACCGGAGGAACUUAGCACACGGCAAGCAGCAAGACAGAGUAGGCCUGCCUGCCCUCCUCCCCACACCAGCAGCAGCAAGGCCAGGAGGCAACGCUGUUGCGCACUCAACGCAAGCGCAUGCAAAGGGAGGGGAGACGUGUGGGCGUGUGGCUGACGUGGACGGCGUGUGGCUGACGUGGACGGCUGCACCUGUGCGCACUGCUGGAGGGGCGGAGGCUGCUGCACCGCACCUGUGGGAUGGCGGCAGGGGGAUGACGCACGGCAGGCACCACUGCUGCCCUGCUGACCACUGCUCGCCUGUGGAGGAACGGCGAGGCGAGGAGGGAGAAGUGCCGCUGCUGGCGAGCGCGCGUGCAUGCAGCUUCGACCCCUCCUGA